CCUGGGUUAAUUGGUGCGUUCAAAGUGCGAAAUUGCUCUUCUUCUCUCAUCUUUGUUUGGUUUGGUCAUCGUCGAGUGGAAGGGUCUCUCAAUAGAGCAGACGAAGCCAUAGAAAAUGAGCGGGCACGAUUCCAAGUACUUCUCUACCACCAAAAAGGGUGAAAUCCCUGAGCUCAAAGAGGAGCUCAAUUCUCAGUACAAGGAUAAAAGAAAAGAUGCUGUUAAGAAGGUGAUUGCUGCUAUGACUGUUGGGAAGGAUGUCUCAUCGCUUUUCACGGAUGUUGUGAAUUGCAUGCAAACAGAAAAUUUGGAGCUGAAGAAGCUUGUCUAUUUGUAUCUUAUAAAUUAUGCUAAAAGCCAGCCUGACCUAGCAAUACUUGCCGUGAAUACAUUUGUUAAGGAUUCACAGGACCCAAAUCCUUUGAUUCGUGCAUUGGCAGUUCGAACGAUGGGAUGCAUUCGUGUUGAUAAAAUCACAGAAUAUCUUUGUGAUCCCCUUCAGAGAUGUCUUAAGGAUGAUGAUCCUUAUGUUCGCAAGACAGCAGCCAUAUGCGUUGCCAAACUUUAUGACAUAAAUGCUGAAUUAGUUGAGGAUAGGGGUUUUCUGGAAGCUCUCAAGGAUUUGAUAUCGGACAAUAAUCCAAUGGUUGUAGCAAAUGCUGUGGCUUCUCUUGCUGAAAUUCAAGAUAAUAGUAAUAAACCCAUCUUUGAGAUCACUAGUCAUACACUCUCAAAGCUGCUUACUGCUUUAAACGAAUGCACAGAGUGGGGUCAAGUUUUUAUAUUGGAUGCUCUAUCCAGAUACAAGGCAGCUGAUGCUCGUGAGGCUGAAAAUAUAGUUGAGCGAGUUACCCCACGAUUACAACAUGCUAACUGUGCAGUUGUGCUUUCAGCUGUGAAGAUGAUCCUCCAACAAAUGGAACUUAUCACUAGCACUGAUGUGGUUAGAAAUCUUUGUAAAAAGAUGGCUCCCCCACUGGUGACAUUACUUUCUGCUGAACCUGAGAUACAGUAUGUUGCAUUACGAAACAUCAAUCUAAUAGUACAAAGACGCCCAACAAUCCUCGCCCAUGAAAUUAAGGUAUUCUUCUGCAAGUACAAUGAUCCUAUUUAUGUGAAGAUGGAAAAGCUAGAAAUCAUGAUAAAGCUUGCUUCUGACCGAAAUAUAGACCAGGUACUCUUGGAGUUUAAAGAGUAUGCUACAGAAGUGGAUGUAGAUUUUGUCAGAAAGGCCGUGCGUGCCAUUGGCCGCUGUGCCAUCAAACUAGAAAGAGCAGCUGAGCGGUGCAUUAGUGUUCUCCUUGAACUGAUCAAGAUUAAAGUGAAUUAUGUGGUUCAAGAAGCUAUUAUUGUCAUAAAAGAUAUCUUUAGGAGAUAUCCUAAUACCUACGAAUCCAUCAUUGCAACUUUGUGUGAGAGCCUAGACACUUUAGAUGAACCAGAAGCUAAGGCAUCAAUGAUCUGGAUAAUUGGUGAAUAUGCGGAAAGAAUUGAUAAUGCUGAUGAGCUCCUUGAAAGCUUUUUGGAGAGUUUUCCUGAAGAGCCUGCACAAGUCCAGUUACAAUUGCUGACUGCUACUGUUAAACUUUUUCUUAAGAAGCCAACUGAAGGCCCACAGCAGAUGAUACAGGUUGUUUUGAAUAAUGCAACAGUGGAGACAGACAAUCCUGAUCUGCGUGAUCGUGCAUACAUAUAUUGGCGCCUCUUAUCAACUGAUCCAGAGGCAGCCAAGGAUGUUGUGUUAGCUGAGAAGCCAGUGAUAAGUGAUGAUUCGAACCAACUUGAUCCAACACUUCUUGAUGAGCUUCUAGCAAACAUAGCUACGUUAUCUUCUGUAUAUCACAAGCCUCCAGAAGCAUUUGUAACCCGCGUGAAGACCACAACCCAGAGAACUGAUGACGAUGAAUAUCCUGAAGGGACUGAACCAGGAUAUUCUGAAUCACCUGCACAUGUUGCUGAUGGUGCUGCAUCCCCACCAUCUAGUUCAAGUUAUGUUCCAUCUGCUGCUGCAAGACAACCAGUUCCUCCACAAUCUUCAUCUCCGCCUGCUGCUGCUGCAGUCCCAGAUUUACUUGGUGAUUUGAUAGGCCUGGAUAACAGUGCCAUUGUCCCUGUGGACCAGCCUGCUACUCCAGCAGGCCCUCCAUUGCCUAUUUUGUUACCAGCAUCAACUGGUCAAGGUUUACAGAUCAGUGCUCAGCUGACACGAAGAGAUGGUCAAUUAUUUUACAGUAUAUUGUUUGAGAACAACUCACAGACAGUUCUUGAUGGGUUCAUGAUUCAGUUCAACAAAAAUACAUUUGGUCUUGCUGCUGCUGGACCCUUACAGGUUCCACAAAUCCAACCUGGGUCAUCUGCAGCAACUCUCCUGCCAAUGGUUUUGUUCCAAAACUUGUCUCAAGGUCCUCCUAGCUCACUUUUGCAGGUUGCUAUUAAAAAUAAUCAACAACCCGUCUGGUACUUCAAUGAUAAAAUCUCGUUGCAUGUGUUAUUCACUGAGGAUGGGAGAAUGGAGCGUGCAAGCUUCCUUGAGACAUGGAGAUCUCUCCCCGACUCGAAUGAGGUUUCGAAAGACUUCCCUGGUAUUGUGGUGAGUAGUGUGGAAGCAACUCUAGACCAGCUCGCUGCUUCUAACAUGUUCUUCAUCGCAAGGCGCAAGCAUGCAAACCAGGAUGUAUUCUACUUCUCUGCGAAAAUCCCUCAAGGAAUUCCCUUCUUAAUUGAGCUCACCACUGUCAUCGGAAACCCUGGAGUUAAGUGCGCAGUCAAGACUCCAAACCCUGACGUGUCAGCCCUUUUCUUUGAAUCCAUUGAGACUCUCCUUAAGGCUUGAUUUUGUUUAUAUAACUUUUCUUUUAGUUUCUCCCUUUUUUUUUUUGGUUAGUGUUUGUAAAAUCUGUCCUGUUGAAGUUUUGGUUGAUAUUCUCUCAUCAUUUCAGUUAUUCUUUGUACCUCACAUUGAAUUAAAAAGAACUCAAAAACUUGAGAUUUACGAAACUUGUGGUUGCUUGAAAUCCAAGUUGUUUCCAGCUUCUGUAGUGAGAAUGGAAAGUGGCAUAAAAUAUAGUUUUUUCUGGGCUGCA
Molecule: messenger RNA, 3083 nt
Organism: Ziziphus jujuba (common jujube)
Lineage: Eukaryota; Viridiplantae; Streptophyta; Magnoliopsida; Rosales; Rhamnaceae
Product: beta-adaptin-like protein C
Exons: 15
Coding region: 116-2833 (905 amino acids)
Biological process (GO): vesicle-mediated transport; intracellular protein transport
Cellular component (GO): membrane coat; clathrin adaptor complex
Molecular function (GO): clathrin binding
Source: RefSeq, a predicted model, not a curated record